This is a messenger RNA of Durio zibethinus, 3359 nucleotides long. The record is from RefSeq and is a predicted model, not a curated record. Lineage: Eukaryota; Viridiplantae; Streptophyta; Magnoliopsida; Malvales; Malvaceae.
AAAAUUAUAGGUGAGGUUUAAAUUUUAAAUUUGUUCGAUCUGACGUGAAUAAUUGGAUGAAUCAAUUAAUUAAAUCUCGAGUUCCACCAGCCCCAAUUUUUUUAGAUAAAUCAUUAAAUUGUUAUUAAUCCCCGAACCAUCUCUGUUUUUUUUUCCUCCUUUGCUUAAAUUAAUCACCAAACCAUCUCUAAUUUAAGUAAAUAUGUAUUGUACAAGGAAAACACAUAUUAAGCUUUUGUGGUUUUUGAUGCUUUCACGUCUCCCUUAAAUCUGCCAAAAGAUAAAGGAAAACACAGUUAUCAACAGACAGAGGUAGAAGUGAGAGAAUCAUUUCUCAGUCUCGAGAAAAAGGAGAUGAUUUUGAAGACAUGGUUUAAAGCAUGAAAUCAUGUGAAGGAAAAGCUAAAGUCUUUCCUUAGCUCUUAACCUCUAUCACUUUUUUUUGUCUUUUUUUUUUGUCUCAACCCAAUCAUUCAAGGAACAAGACAACCACCACCGUCCCUACAAACACGUCCUCUCUCUUCUUUUCCAUAGUUUUUCAUAAAAAGAGAAAAAACCCAUAUAUUAUUGUUAUUAUUAUUAUUUUUUUGUGUAUAAGACCAGAGUUGUAUCCAAGCUUUCAUUUCUAUUCCUUUCCUCUCUUUCCAGUGAAAAAGAGAGACGAAAAUGGAGAUGGUUAAGUCUCUUAUGAUUGUUCUGCUUCUGGGUUUUUGCCACGUGUCCGUGGCCGCACCAGUGGAGAAGAGGAACCAGAGAAAGACUUACAUAGUCCACAUGGCUAAAUCCGAGAUGCCAGCGAUCUUCGAGCACCAUACUCACUGGUAUGAAUCGUCUUUGAAAUCAGUUUCUGGCUCAGCUCAAAUGCUCUAUACCUACGACAAUGUUAUCCAUGGUUUCUCCACUCAGUUAACCAAUGAGGAAGCUCAACAACUCGAAAGGCAACCAGGGAUCCUCGCAGUUUUACCUGAGUUAAGAUACGAGUUGCACACCACUCGUACACCUGAGUUUCUUGGACUAAGUAAAACUGCUGAUUUGUUCCCUGAGUCUGACUCAGCGAGUGAAGUUAUAAUUGGUGUGUUGGAUACUGGCGUUUGGCCUGAAAGUAGGAGCUUUGCUGAUACGGGGCUUGGUCAAAUUCCAAGCAGCUGGAAAGGCGCGUGUGAAUCAGGCACCAAUUUUACCUCAUCAAAUUGUAAUCGAAAAUUGAUCGGUGCAAGGUACUUUUCUAAGGGGUAUGAGGCUGCAUUGGGUCCAAUUGAUGCAUCCAAUGAAUCGAAAUCACCUCGAGAUGACGAUGGACAUGGCACUCACACGGCAUCCACGGCAGCAGGGUCGGUGGUGGAAGGGGCUAGCUUGUUCGGGUAUGCGCCAGGGAUGGCUCGUGGAAUGGCCACGCGCGCUAGAGUUGCUGUUUACAAGGUUUGUUGGAUUGGUGGGUGUUUCAGUUCAGACAUCCUGGCUGCGAUGGAAAAGGCUAUUGACGACAACGUUAAUGUACUUUCAAUGUCACUCGGUGGUGGCAUGUCGGAUUAUUACAGGGAUAGUGUUGCAAUUGGAUCUUUUGCUGCUAUGGAAAAGGGAAUUUUAGUUUCUUGUUCAGCUGGAAAUGCUGGUCCAGGUUCUUACAGUUUAUCAAACGUGGCUCCUUGGAUCACUACCGUUGGUGCAGGCACAUUGGAUCGUGAUUUCCCUGCUUAUGUUAGCCUUGGAAACGGAAGAAAUUACUCUGGUGUGUCACUUUACAAAGGCACUCCCUUGCCGGGAAAGUUGUUACCAUUUGUUUAUGCCGGUAAUGCUAGCAAUGCCACGAGUGGGAAUUUGUGUAUGAUGGGAACUUUGAUACCAGAAAAAGUUGCAGGCAAAAUAGUUCUUUGUGAUCGUGGAAUGAACGCCAGGGUUCAAAAAGGAGCUGUUGUUAAAGCAGCUGGUGGUGUAGGAAUGGUUUUGGCUAACACUGCUGCAAACGGCGAAGAGCUUGUAGCCGAUGCCCAUUUGCUUCCAGCAACUGGUGUGGGCCAAAAAUCUGGUGAUGCUCUAAAGAGUUACUUGUUUUCAAAUCCUAACCCAACUGUGACAAUUCUCUUUGAAGGAACCAAAGUUGGCAUUGAACCAUCACCUGUGGUGGCUGCUUUUAGCUCAAGAGGGCCUAAUUCGAUAACCCCGGAGAUAUUGAAGCCAGACAUGAUUGCUCCUGGCGUCAACAUUUUAGCAGGAUGGUCCGGGGAUGUAGGUCCAACAGGGUUGGCAAUUGAUACCAGAAGGGUGGAGUUCAACAUUAUUUCAGGAACUUCAAUGUCUUGCCCGCAUGUUAGUGGCCUUGCUGGAUUGCUCAAGGCUGCUCACCCAGAUUGGAGUCCUGCAGCUAUCAGAUCAGCUCUCAUGACCACAGCUUAUACAGAGUACAAAAACAAGCAGAAAAUGCAAGAUAUUGCUACAGGGAAACCAUCCACCCCGUUUGAUCAUGGAGCUGGACAUGUUGAUCCUGUAUCAGCGCUUAAUCCAGGACUUGUCUAUGAUUUAACAGUUGAAGAUUAUCUUGGCUUCCUUUGUGCCUUAAACUACAGUGAAUUUCAAAUUAACGCCCUCGCAAGAAGAAACUUUUCAUGUGAUGCUCGCAAGAAAUAUAGAGUUACCGAUCUCAACUACCCAUCGUUUGCUGUCAAUUUUGAUACUACAAUGGGUGGCUCAAAUGUGGUAAAGUACACUCGAACUCUUACAAAUGUAGGCUCACCAGGAACUUACAAGGUGUCUAUAUCACCAGAGGCUCGAGGAGUUAAGAUAUCAGUUGAGCCAGAGACGUUGAGUUUCAGCCAAGCAAAUGAGAAGAAAUCAUAUACAGUCACAUUCACCGCAAGCUCACAGCCAUCCAAUACCUUCAGCUUUUCUCGUUUGGAAUGGGUUAGUGAGAAGUAUAACGUGCAAAGUCCUAUUGCAAUUAGCUGGAAUUGAUAGGAGAAUAAAAAGAAUAGUUUAAGGUUGAUUUGCUUCUUAAACUCUCUCGAAAAAAGAAGAAAGGGAGUGCAAUUGUUUAAUGUAUUAGACUUUUUAAGUUUACUAAUUCUUGAUGCGCUUAUAAUUUCUAUCCAGCUAAUAAUGAAAGCUGGGUUUAAGUGCUUGAUGUUGUUCUCUGAGAUAGAAGACAUAAAAACCAGGAAAAUUGGGUUGUUUACUUCCUCAGUGUACAGUGUAUGGAUAUGCUUUGCCUAGUGGAUUGUUUCAAGUUUAAAGCAAUCAACAAUAUCAUGGGCUUCUUGGUUUCAUUUCACUUUAUACGUGGUCCAGACCAGACUCAAUCACUCAAGUGACUUUUCGGUUGCCAAUUGAGAUUUUAUUGCAAAAGUGAACUGGAAGUGUCACCA